CUCAGAAUCAUCAACGUCAUCGCUAUACUUCUGGGCUUUCGUCAGCCUUCGUAUCGUCUUUCGAGAUCGAUCAAAUAAACUACCUAACACAAUGUCAGCAUCCGAACCCAUCAAGAAAAAAGAAAACUUGGUGCCGUACACGCCAAAUAAAAUAUUCUCAAGAAAAUGAGCAUUAACUACCUCUUCCCAUAGAAUUGGGGCUCUACAUUUAACUACCUAAAUAAAUCAAAUGAUUGUGUCAGUUUCGGCUACAGACAUAAUAACGGCCUGAUAACUUAAGCAAAACAAAAAAAGAAAGGAAAAAAAACCUCUUGCUAUCUGUCGCUUUCUCCAGAUUUCGCUCGCUGAUAAGUCGCGAUAUGGCUGGGAAUGACUUAGAGAAUGGAAAGGCUGAUCUAGACCCGCCCACGGCGUCGUCCGGCGCGGGCGAGCCUCCGGAUUCUUCUGCUUCGUCGGCGACCGCGAGCAAGGAUCAGACCGAGGAGCUGCCUGGCCUACCGCGGCUGAACUAUAAGCUACUAGAGCACAAGAAGAAGCUCUUUUUCGUGGGGGGUCUCUUACUUCUCGAAGGAAGCAUAUUGCCGAUUGUUCUGUUCUAUCCGCUAUGGUACGGUACGACGUUGAGGCAUGGAAUUCUUUUCGCAAUCAUCACUUCUUUCUUUGGCAUCGUCUCGGGUCUAGAGUUUGCCCACCGCUCGUGGCGGCUAAUCAUGAAAGAUGACAAGUACCGACCGCUGGACGGCAAGCGCUGGCGCUUCGACUUCACACACAUGGCGCUAUCGGUAGGAUAUACGGUCAUGACUGGAAUCCUGAUAGGCGCGUCCAUCCCCCACGAGCCGUUAGUGCGCCCGUUGGCCAUGCCACUACCCCUAUUCUUCAUUGAGGUCGGCUCUCUGGCCCUUGCUACGGGCUUCAUGGAAGUCAUGCACAUGCCCGCCACCUGCAAGGUUAGCUCCACGCCAAAGGGAGCGCCGAUACCCCCUGUGUUGUUGACGUUCAUAGAAGAUGUCGUGGCUGUGGAUGGCGGAGCGGGGAAGACGUACAGACAGAGGGUAUUGCGUAGAUAUAAAGUCAGUAAAUAUUUCAGGACGUUGAUCAGGGGUCUAAACUGGUUUUGGGGUGUUGGCUCUAUGAUCGUUGGGGUUGGGUCUCUGGUUGUAGUGUGGACUAUUCCCCAAGAGAUCGCUUAUGGCAUAGGCUGGGGAGCACCGUUAGUUUUUACCAUUCUCUGGACCCUCAUCACGAUUAUAUGGACGCGCAGGAGCCUAAGGCUCGAAAAGAAGCGUUGGCUAGAAGAUAUACGACGGCGGAGUAAACAGGAGACGGAAAAGCCGCUAGAUACAUGAGGUACAAAGGGAUAUGCCAUUAGAUUGUACUACUAUUUGUUAUGAUACACGCAUGGGAUUUGACAUGAGCAUAGAUUAUGUGAAGCAACGAGGAUAUAUCCACGGGUAAUAAACGAUGUUCAAUUAUGCCUUAAUAUACUUAAUAUACCAAAGAUCCUAACGACGUGAAACUAUUCAAU
Molecule: messenger RNA, 1525 nt
Organism: Daldinia caldariorum
Lineage: Eukaryota; Fungi; Ascomycota; Sordariomycetes; Xylariales; Hypoxylaceae
Exons: 3
Coding region: 360-1346 (328 amino acids)
Source: RefSeq, a predicted model, not a curated record